This is a messenger RNA of Fimicolochytrium jonesii, 5100 nucleotides long. RefSeq lists its product as uncharacterized. Gene Ontology annotation, biological process: regulation of ARF protein signal transduction. Gene Ontology annotation, molecular function: guanyl-nucleotide exchange factor activity. The record is from RefSeq and is a predicted model, not a curated record. The transcript has 8 exons. The annotation marks the transcript as partial. Lineage: Eukaryota; Fungi; Chytridiomycota; Chytridiomycetes; Spizellomycetales; Powellomycetaceae.
UCUCCCACCAGCGCCGAUGGGUAUUGGGCACCAUUCAAGAUCGCCUGUCACCACAACCAACCGCCACGUAUAAGGGAGGCUGCGUUGGACUGCCUCCAAAAACUCAUCGCCCACAACGUUCUGCGAGGUGCUCUCCCGCUGGACGCCGUCGUUGACCAGUCUCACACACGCAUUCCGACUGACGAUGGACAGGGCGUCCCUGGGACCGACAAUGAUCUCUCGCGACUGGACACUUCCUCCCCACUACCAGUGGUGACCGAUGUGCCCAGUGAUGCGUUACCGAAUGAUAGUGCUUCCAGUGGAGCGGCUCCGAGUCAGGCGGAACCUGAGCGACCAGCUCCUGCUCCUGCAGCCAACGGCACACCAGCAAUAACAGCGCGCAGCACGUCGCUGUUGGCGACGGGCGUCGGCGAUACCCCACAUUACCCGCCCAAUCCGUACCUCAUUGAUGAGAUCAUUCAUACCGUCUGCACAACAUUCAGCGGCUCUCAGGGAGACGACACUGUGCAGCUGCAAGUACUGAAAGUGUUACUGACUGCCGUCACGUCGACGGCAUGUGAGGUUCAUCAGGUGUCCCUCCUGAAAGUGAUCCAGACGUGUUUCAACAUUCACCUGAACUCCCGAGCGCCUGUGAACCAAAUGACGGCUAAAGCUUCGCUGACGCAGAUGGUGAACCUGAUCUUCUCGAGGAUGGAACGAUACGCGGACGUCCUAGCGAGGAGUUUGGAGACGGGAUCGAUGGCCGAAAUCGAGAAGUUGACGGGGCUUCAUGAUGCCGGGGCUGAGAAGACGGAGGCGUCCGAUGUCAUUGUGGAGGGUUCGUCCACCAAAGCGCGUCAACUCGCACUGGAGCUGAUUAUGUCCGUAAUGAACAACUGUGGCCCGGUUUUCCAGUCCGACGAUCUCAACUCGACCUACAAUCAGAAAAGGAUGGUCUUACAGGCUCUCCUGAAGAUCUGCGAAAACCCCCAGACACUCGCCGACUUCUACCUCAAUUACGAUUGUGACAUAUCGAUGGUCUCCCUCUUUGAGCGGAUCGUCAACGUAUGCAGCAGAGUAGCGCAAGGCCGCGACACGAGCACACCCGUUGCAGCAACGGGGAUCAUGGGCUUUGCAGUCAGCGCCGCCGGUCUAGACUCAAAGGAACAGCUCGUGAAAGCCCAGGACAGGCGGUUGAAACUUCGUGGGCUGUGCUGUCUUGUGGCAUUAGUGAACUCGCUGGCAGAAUGGAGUAAGGAUAUCGCUCCUAGUCUGCCAAUCAUUUCGAGGAUUAAGAAGAACAUCGAGGUGGCCAAAGCGAUGAAAACGGAAUUGAAAGUGGAGCCCGCCGAAAAGAAGAGCGUGGAUACCCCGCGAUCUACGACGAGCGAUGUGCCUACGAAGAGCUUCCUCGAUGCGCUCGCAGCAACGAAUCAAGCUAACCCGGUGCUGGUGUAUAAGCAUCCUUUGCAUAAUGUGUCUAUGGAGCACAAACACCUGGCACAAGCCUUCUCAACUGGAAGUGCGACCUCUCUGGCAGCGACGCCGACAGAAUGGAGUCCCGACGACAACGUCCAGAUCGAGAAUCUCGCGUCCCGCAAGCUGCAGAUGCGGAACGCCAUCAAGCAGUUCAACGUAAAGCCAACCAAAGGCGUCAAAGCACUUAUCCGCGAUGGUUUUGUCGAGGAAGAUCCCAUGUCGAUUGCAAAGUUCUUGCGCACCACCGACGCUCUAACCAAAGCUGCCAUAGGAGAGUACCUAGGCGAGGCAGACGCCUUCAACGUAGAUGUCAUGCACGCCUUCAUCGACACUCUCGAUUUUACGGAAAUGGACUUUGUCCCCGCUUUACGGGCCUUCCUGCAGACUUUCCGCCUCCCCGGCGAAGCGCAGAAGAUCGACCGGAUCAUGGAGAAAUUUGCCGACAGAUUCUACGAGAACAACCCGGACAUGUUUGCCAAAGCCGACACGGCGUACACGCUCGCCUUCUCGGUCAUCAUGCUCAACACCGACUUGCACUCGCCCAGUAUCAAGCACCGCAUGACGCCCGAGGGAUUCAUCAAGAACAACCGCGGAAUCAACGAUGAUGGGGACCUGCCUGACGAGCUGCUGACCCGGAUCUACGAGCAGGUGUCGAAGAACGAGAUCAUUAUGGAGGAGGAGCAUGCCGGGCGGUUGGCGCAGAUGGCAGUUGGAUGGGGUGCGGGAGAUUUGGACGAUCGGCAGCGGAUGGAAUUUUUGGCGUUUGAAGGCGCGAAUGAUGAUGAGGAGGCUGGCGACGAGAGCUCUGGAGCAGCAGGGCUGGGUGAACCGAAAGCCUCCGAUUUGGCGUUGGAGGGGUUCUCCUUCUCGAUACGCUUAGCGAGCAUCUUCCGGAUGGAGACGGAGCGAGACGCCUUUGUGACAUCGCUGUCCAAGUUGACGGGCUUAUCCCAUAUCCACGACAUUCGGCCAAAGAAUAUCCGCGCCAUCAAGACGCUGAUUGUCAUUGCCGAUUACCUCGGGGAGUACUUAGAAGGCAGCUGGAUGCAGGUGCUGAAAGCUAUAUCCCACCUCGAGCGCAUGCAGAUCAUCCUGAAUAGGAGCUCGUCAUUCGAUGGGAAGCGCAGUGGGGAUUAUGAUCGGGACGGCGAAGGCGAAGAAGCGGGCGUUAUCCCGUUCAGUGGCAAACCGUCCUCAUCGAACGCGUACCGGACAAUCGAAGACGUAACCAGCCAAGCCCGCCCCAAUCCGGCAGUCGAGAAACUGAUCGCCGAGUUCCACAACCAAGCUACCGUCGUAGCCGUAGACCGCAUCUUCACCAACACUCUGAAACUCUCUGCAACCGCGAUCAUUCACUUCUUCCGUUGCCUCUGCUACGUCUCGAUGGAAGAAGUCGGGUUGGAUCCCGUCACCACCGCCCCCGGAGCGAUCCCCAACCAGGCUGCGGGUGCAGGGACGGGCUCCUCGGCACCGAGGAUGUACCUCUUGCAGAAGAUUGUGGAGAUUGCGUAUUACAAUAUGCCGAGGAUUCGGUUUGAAUGGACGCAGAUUUGGAGGAUUUUGCAGCCGUACUUUAAUACGGUGGCGUGUCAUCCGAAUUUCAAUGUUGCUACGUUUGCGGUGGAUUCGUUAAGGCAGCUGUCUAUGAAGUUCCUCGAAAGGGAGGAACUAGGACACUGGACAGCCCAGAACGAGUUCCUCAAAUCCUUCGAGUGGAUCAUCAAACACAACCCAGACCCGCGUAUCAAAGAGCUCAUCUUAUCCAGCACCCGCCAAAUGAUCCAAGCCCGCGGGAAAUCCCUCCGAUCCGGCUGGAAAUCCAUCUUCGUAGUCCUCUCCAAGGCCGCGCAGAGCGGCGAUGAAAAGAUCCUGCGGCUGUCCGUUAGCGUCGUGCAGAUGAUCUUUUCCGGCUUCUUUGAGUGCGUCGUUGGGAACGCCGGCGCAGGGUUCGUGGACUUUGUCGCCUGCUUGGUGGAGAUUUCGCUGGUUGAGGAGCCGUCGGGUGAGGAGGUUGCUGCGGGGGGUAUCCAACUCCUGCAAGCGGUAGCGAAAUGGCUUUCUGGGUGGAAUGGGGACGUGAAUGUUCCUGGCAGGAGGAAGCCGUCGUUUGCAGAGGCGGAGCUGAAACAUGCCAAUGUGCCCUUGACACCCGGCAAUGCUCCCGCGGCGACACAACGGCACGCUGCGCAACCGUAUUUCUCUGCAAAUGGACUUGUCACCGAGGACCACUUCUUCUUGAAAUGGUUCCCGGUCCUCUCGGCGUUCUCCAGGAUCAUCAUUGACUCAGAGAGCGUCAACGUGCGCACGAAGGCAAUGGACGGUUUGUUCGACACCCUCAAAUCGGCCGGUGCAAUAUUCGAGGUCGGGUACUGGAAGAACAUCCAACGCAGCGUUAUCCUGCCCAUCUUUGCGGAGCUCGGCCGUGGAAGCGAUGACGACGACGACGACGACGACGAGACGCUGGGCGGCGAAAGGCCCACUCGGGUUUCGAUCGCAAAGUCAACGUACAAGGAUCCGGAGAUGACAGCGAUUUACAUUCACGGGUUGCGUCUGUACAUCGAUCUGUUCACGCACUACUUUACGACGUUGACGGCGAACCCGGAUCUUUUACGGAGCGUGUUUGAUUUGUUGGUUGGGAUGCUUACGAAGCGGGAUGAGAAGCUUGCGACCACGGGCGGGAUAUGCCUGCAUGGGUUCAUACGCGACAACAUGAGCUCCAUCGACAAUGAUGUUAUCUGGGGCGUCGUGUCUGAGGCUAUUGAGAAGGCGUUCAGAGGCACAUUGCCUGGUGAGCUGCUGUGUUGCGAGUAUGAAGCGGCUUCGGCACAGUCGGCGACGCCCGCGCCGGUGAAGGAGAAGAGCGAGGUUGCCAAAAUUGGGCUGCGGGCCGCGAGGGAGGCUGUAGGCGAGGGCAAGAAAGUCACGCUCGAUACGCUCGACUUCGAGUAUGUCUUGAUCAAGUGUGUGACGCAUUUGGAGCUGGUGCAGGGCGUUCGUGAUCUGGUGUUUGGAUCGGCAGUUGAGUCUUCACGGAGGGGAACAAGUUCUGCAACAUCGGCAACCUCGCCAUCAGUAAAUCAAACACCGACGCUGUCUCUCAUCCCAGCACCAUAUCGGGCGCGCUGGGUAAAAUGCCUUUACCGAAGCUACGCGGUCGCACGCGCGUUCAACGAAGAAACAGCGCUCCGGCAAGCCAUCUACCGCAAAGGCCUCGUCCCACAAACGCCGCACCUGAUCAAACAAGAAACCGUCAGUUUUGCGACCUACCUCCGCGUCCUCUUUGCGGUGUACAAACUCGACGACACGGCGCGGACGGAGGUUGGGCAGGAACUCGUCAAGGAGACGUUGGAUGUGUUGACGCGGUACACGGAGUUUGUGGCGGAUCAGGGGCGGCAUCAGUUGCAUCUGGGGUUGUGGAGCCCCGUGGUGGUGUUGGUGUUCAAGGAGCUGUUGUCGAUGGAUGAGUUGUGGGUUGGGCCUUUGCAGGAUGGGCGAGGGUCCGCGCCUUCGGCAACGCAUAACGGCAACGUCCCCGCGUACUUCCGGGUAGCAGUUAGGAUCAUGACGGUGGAACGGGCGGAGGUGCGGGCGGUGCUGCAGGAAUUUUUGGAACGGGUUGGGGAUGUGUACAUCCGUGUCUGA